AUGGCACCCAAAACCCCCCUCGACGUGAUCCUAGGCACAAUGACAAUCGGCGAAGCCGGCAAACACGGCGUACGCACCCCCUCGCUCCUAACCUGCUCAUCCCUCCUCUCAACCUUCCAAUCCCACUCCCACACCUCCCUCGACACGUCGCGCGUCUACGGCGGCGGAACAAGCGAAACUCACCUCGCGGCCCUCGACUGGCGCGCCCGCGGGCUAAAAGUACAUACAAAGUUCUAUCCGAAUGUGACGGGCGCGUAUGGGCUUGAGGAAACUCACUUGAGGGUUGGGGAUAUGAGGGAGGCGGUGAAGAAGAGCUGGGAAGCGCUGGGGUUGAAGGAAGGGGAGAAGAUUGAGUUGUGGUAUUUGCAUGGACCGGAUCGGACGGUUGGGUUGGAGGAGGUUUGUAAGGGGGUUUUUGAGCUGUGGCGGGAAGGGUGGUUUGAGGGGUGGGGGGUUAGUAAUUUCAUGGCCCACGAAGUCUCGGCCCUCUGCGAAAUCUGCCUAAAAAACAACUACCCCCUCCCCUCCGUCUACCAAGGCCUCUACAACGCGCUCCACCGCACAAUCGAGCACGAACUCCUCCCCUGCCUCCGCAAAUACAACAUGGCCUUUUACGCAUUCAACCCCUUGGCCGGAGGCUACUUAACCUCGCGCUACUCCCGCUCCACCCCAACCUCUUCCCUCGAGCCGGGCUCGCGCUUCGACCCUUCCCACCUCCAGGGGAAGCAGUACCGGGCGCGGUACUGGAAUGAAUCGUUUUUCGACGCGCUGGAGGUUGUGAGGCCCGUUUUGGAGGGGAAGGGGUUGAGGGAGAGCGAGGUUGCGUUGAGGUGGAUUGGGCAUCAUGGGGGGUUGAAGAGGGAGUUUGGGGAUAAGGUUAUCAUUGGGGCGAGUAGUGUGGAGCAGUUGGAGAUGAAUUUGGGGGAUUUGGAGGGUGGGGAGUUGGAUGGGGAGGUGUUGGAGGUGUUGGAUAAAGGGUGGGAGAUUACUAGGGGGGUUGCUUGGAAGUAUUUCCAUUGA
Periconia digitata is the source of this 1020-nucleotide messenger RNA. NCBI's taxonomy places the organism in Eukaryota, Fungi, Ascomycota, Dothideomycetes, Pleosporales, Periconiaceae. The record is from the annotation of a GenBank genome assembly.